Molecule: messenger RNA, 1241 nt
Organism: Trichomonas vaginalis G3
Lineage: Eukaryota; Parabasalia; Trichomonadida; Trichomonadidae
Product: phage tail repeat-like family
Exons: 1
Source: RefSeq, a predicted model, not a curated record
AUGAUUAAACAACAACAACAAAACUUAAGGCACAAAGCACCGGUCCCUCAGACCAUUACAUACGCCAUAUAUGCAUAUAAUUCAAAGACGGCAGAACAAACGCAAAGGUUGAAAUAUGGAGAUUUGGAGAUAGUAUUGAAAAAUGAACAUUUCGAAUUCGUUUGCAAAGGUGGUGCAGUGAUAUCAAAUAUAAAAGAAAUUUUAUUUAUGAAUUCAAAAAUUAAAGGAAUAACGGAUGAUAUAACAUCAAUUCCACCAGAAGAACAAAGAUAUUACGCAUUAAAUGCAUUUCCUAAAGUUUUGAAGAUUGGAAGAUUUAAUUUAAAUGAGGAAUUCAUAAAAGGUUUCCUAAAUGACAUAAUGAAGAAAGCAGAUAAGGAAUAUGUGGCUAGUGAGUUAAUGAAGAAAGCAGAUAAGGAAUAUGUGGCUAGUGAGUUAGAGAAGAAAGCAGAUAAGGAAUAUGUCAACAGUGAGUUAGAGAAGAAGGCAAAUAAGGAAUAUGUGGUUAGUGAGUUAGAGAAGAAGGCAGAUAAGGAUUGUGUGGCUAGUGCGUUAGUGAAGAAGGCAGAUAAGGAAUAUGUUAAUGAAAAAGAUAAUGAAAUUAAAGAAAGGGUUGAAAGGUAUCAUGAAUGGACAUCAAAUAUUUUAAAAUCUAAAGCUGAUACAGGGUGGGUUUCAGAAUGUUUAGACAUUAAAGCAGAUAAGGAAUAUGUCAACAGUGAGUUAGAGAAGAAGGCAGAUAAGGAUUGUGUCAACGAAAUAUACCAAAGUUUGAUAGGAACAACUGAAAAUAUUGAAACUAUUGUUGGUGACUUUUCUGUCAAUGAAGAAAAUAAAUAUUUUGGAUGGCAGUUUGUACAGUCCUUAAGAAAUGGUGCACGGUGUAAACUCAUUCCGAAAAAUAACAAUGAAAUGUAUGUAAGCUAUAUAAAGAAUGAUGGUACACAAGUUAAAGUUCCAUUAGACAACAACUGUUACUUAAACUUAUAUGGAGACGAACAAAAGAAAUAUUUAAGAGUUUAUGAAAUGGUAGAUAUGACAUUGCCUGACCCAGCUCCAGCACCAUAUUAUUAUGACUAUGGAGAUGAUGUCAGAACACCACAUGUAGAUGAACAAAAGCUAACAUUAUAUUUAGAUUAUUAUAGAUAUAAAAGAUAUAAUGCAAUAGAAAAAACGAGAAUAGUAUAUUAUUAUAUAGAUGACAAAAAUAAAUAUUAUAGUCAAGAUUUUACCUACCCUGA